Molecule: messenger RNA, 11387 nt
Organism: Monomorium pharaonis (pharaoh ant)
Lineage: Eukaryota; Metazoa; Arthropoda; Insecta; Hymenoptera; Formicidae
Gene: B-H2
Product: homeobox protein B-H2
Exons: 3
Coding region: 6598-8145 (515 amino acids)
Biological process (GO): regulation of DNA-templated transcription
Molecular function (GO): DNA binding; DNA-binding transcription factor activity, RNA polymerase II-specific
Source: RefSeq, a predicted model, not a curated record
AUAUGUAAUAUAAAAAAUAGAAUUUUUUUACCAUUUUUUGUAUUUAUUCUCUCCAUUGCGAGAGAUAAUCUAUAUCUUACAGAAAUAAAAAAUAUUUUAAAUGCCAAAGAUGAAACUCUUCAAUACAUGGUUAUUGUUAUUCAAUAUAUACAUUUUUUAUUUCCUUUUUGUGCUCUUCUCUAGAAAAUAUUUUUCUUAGAAUAAUAUGAAAAACAAAAAAGGUGUAACAAGAGCCAAAGCUGGAUGUUAGUUGCUUAAAGUAUACUAUUAUAUACAUGUUAAUUACAAACGUUUCGGCGCAUUGUUUUUGGCCAUCUUCAGUGUAUAAUAUAAAUAAAAUGAGUUCGUUACAUAGUCGUUACAAAUAAUUUCCUAGUGAACAUGACGUUGUAAAAUACAAUAUAGUUGUUAAAAGAUAUGAUAUCACAAACUAUUCAUAUAUUUGGAAAGGAGUCAAGGAUGGAAAGAUAAAUAUUAUCUAGAUAUUCCGUUUCAUUUUGAAUAAUAAGACCCCUUUUUUAUUUUUUUAUAUGGAGCAUUUCCGAUGUAAGCUUUUUGGUGUAAUUGGGUUCCUUGUCUAGAAUUUUUAUUGAGUCCCACUUAAAAUCAUGUUGGAAUUCAGUUCUAUGCCUUGAGAUAGGAGACUUACAAGUUCUAUUCAUUUCACUUUUGUGUUCUUUUAUCCUAGUGAUUAAUUUACGUUUCGUUUGUCCCACAUAAGACGAGUCACAAUCAUUGCAAGAAAUUUCGUAGACUACAUCACAAUAUUCAAAUGAAUUUAAAGAGUCUUCAUCUAUUUUUAUAUAUUUGUUUAGUCGAAGGUUUCUAAACUAUUGUGUAAGAUAUUAUGUAGAAAUUUCGCAAUAUUAUACAGAGGACUAUUUAUCGAAGAUACGAUAAUUCUAUAAAAAUGAUUAGGCUUAUGGAUCUUUCUUAGAUUUAUAUACGUUAUUACUUUUAUUUACCCCAAUGACACGUAGAAUUCUCUCGAUAAGCGAGAAAAGUGUGAUACGAUAUGAAACAGAAAAACGGGUCUCGUUCACUGGCGUCGGUUAACAAACGAGAGCAGGUUGCGUUAUUCUCGCGGCUGCGUGUGGGAGUAAUUUGUGUGUGUCGCGAAUGUGUGUCGUGCGUAUAGCGGACGAUAGGGCAUGGAGAGACGUCGGGGCAAGUGGAAGGGAAGGUGGAUUCUUAUCUGGACGAAUUUUACGAGCGUUUUAAAGGGUCGUUAAUUUCAAGUCUUUUAUCGUGUAUAUUCGCCUCGGGGUCUUGAUCGUACGAAUGUCCGUUUCUAACGGCAGCUGCUAAAAGGAAAUUGUAAAGUAAGUUGAGCAUCGAUGUUGCGCUGUCUCGUUGCAUUAGCGGCUCUAAUUCAUCGAAGAGAAAACGCAAGUACUGCGGUUAAAGAUAGUAGAUAAACAAAGUUAUUCUGUCUUUGCUUUACGCACCAUUUGUUGACUUUGAUUGCUUAACUGAUAUGAGAAGUAUUUCGUGGACACUUUGUAAAAUGAUAUAAUAUAAGAUGUACUACAUUGUGCUUUCUAUAUCUUUUAUAAAAAAUUGAAUGUAGGGUAUUAUCGAUUCUAACUUUAAAUAAAUUUAAUGAACUUGCUAGGCCUCCCUUGAGAAAAGGCUUGAAUUACUUUAGAUUAACCUUUUACAUACCUUAAAUUACCUAAAAAGUACCUAAAAAUCUCUUCAGUAAACUUUUACAUUUAUAUGGUAAUUUUGAAAAAUUUUACUUCAUUUAAAAGUAGUUAAAUUUUCCUAAGGGCUAUUUUGCUGAUACCUGGAAAACCAGUUAAUUAUGAAUUAUAUCGGCUUUAAUUUUAAAAACAUAUACAUAAUAAAAUAAUUGCACAGGCGUUAAAAACGCUGCUACUUUUUUUAAUGAAAAGAGACAUAAUUCGCCGUAAAAUAAAGCUUUGAUGGGAGAAAGAGAGCGGAUAAGACGGUGUUUAGAUUACGGAAUAUCCUUCCUGCAUAUGUUGAGCUUAAGUUUAUACAUUGUUUCAAAGUGACUGAAAAAUGUCAUUACGGUCCAGCCCGGAGGGUCUUGGAUUUAUGAGGCUUAAUUGGCACGUUGAUAGAAGCAGUUUUAACGCUCUUAACUUUUCACUUCGUGUUCCUGACCGGAUCGCAAGACUCAAGUCACAUCCUCAUGUAAAUUUAAUGACUUACAUGUGGAUAUUACUUGUCUGGGUAUUAGCGCGAUAUAUCCAUAUUAAUGUCUUCGGGUUACUUUCCGUGUUAAAAAGUAUUAAAGAGCCUCGAGGAAAUUUUCCUCGAGAUUUCCGACAUCUACUGAGGUCGGAGUGGCGUAUUUUAACGACUUUAACUCCUCAUUUCCAUUAAACGGUACAUCAUUCUGUGUAAAUUACCUUGUUGCGCAAUUAUUUUCCUCUGUUUUACGUGUUUCGUAACAUAAUUAAAAAUAUAACAUUUCGCACAUAUUAGAACUAAAUUCAUUUGCAUAGCGUGUAAAAUAAAGUUACAAUGUUAAAUGUAGUAACAUUAAAUAAAUAAAAGAUAUUAAUUAUAACAGUAACAAUAUCCAAUAAAAUACGCUUAUACUUCAGGUUACACUUAAUUUAAGUAAAGAUUGUAUGCUGUGUGUCUUUCAAAAGAAUAAACACGAACGUAACAAGUCUGAGUUGUAAGAGAUUGUGCGUUUCAUUUAUAAUACAUAUAUAUAAUACAUAAUUCAGAGUUACGUGCGUCCGACACGCUGAUAUUUACGUUAAUUCCUUAAAUCAAGAUUGUCAUAACAUUAUCAUAAAUUGACCUUACCUUGUGCUACGCGUUUAUAUACUCACGUCGGGAAUAUUUAGACGUUGUGAGAUAUAUCAAUAUAUAAACACACGGUUUCCUUUUUCUGGUAAUUAACAUCGAGUUUCUCUACACAUUCGAGUUCGCAUUCGCGCAUCUUUCCACGAAGAUCUCAGUGAGCCAAUUACCGGGCGAUAAGUAUGUCCUUUAACGACGUUAACUUUUCAUUUCGUUGCCCCGCGGGUGCGACACUCGUGGCUAAUUCUCAUGUUUAAUUAAUGAGACGUGCACGAACGCAUCACCUCUCUCAGGCGCAGGCCGUGCAACACGAACACGCUUGUACGCCGCAACCGCGAAAGGGGGCAACGCGUGUAAAGGUGCGUGUAAAAUAAAAGGUGAAAAAAUUAGUGGCGCACAUUUUCUUACGAGUCACCGGCUUUCGUGUCGAGUCACGCUUUGACGAUCGCAUUACAAGCUCCGGUAAUUUCUUCCACAAAAAUAAGCUGUUCCGCAAACCGAUUCUUAUAACGAGAACGACAUUGUAUUUGUGACGUAAAAUUUACAGGAGAUCCAAAAUGGUCAAACGAUGGUAAUUCUAAAUUUUGAUAAUCUUAAAGAACGAAAUUUCUAAACAAACUUAAAACCACGUUAUGUACGAUUAUAUAUGUACGAUAGACAUGCGACGUAAAAUUGUAAAGCCGAGAGCUUGUUAUAAAUGAACGUAAUUAUAAAUUUAUAAGUUUGUGUAUCGUGUAUAUUAUAUAUAUAUCACAUGUAUUAUAUCCUACAGCUAUCCUGUGUUAUGAUCAAAUUUAACUUGAAGUAUACUACUUAGUUAAUAAUAAGCUAACAUUAGAAAAAUUUUCAAUAGCCUUAUUACUUUUAGGGUGCUUAUCUUCCAUAUAAUACUUGUAAUACUUGUGUAUUUACAAUACAUUACAUGGGACAUUGUAUACAGAUGUUACGCUACAUAUGGCCCUUGUAAUUAAAUGAUGUCACCUAAUUUCUAUCCAUCAUUCCUGCCAAUUUUAACUCCAUUCCAUUCGAUUCUGCUAAUGUCGGAAUAAUUGUUCCAAUAUGCUCAUGUAUUACCACAAAUUGUAUUUGUAUGCCUCAUGCAUUUCUAGUCAUUUACAAACAUCUCAUACUUUUAGCGAGCAUCUUUGCAAUUUCAAACAUAUUUAAAUAAAUUAGAAGUCAUAAAAUAAAUAGCUGUUAUUUUUGGUAAUGUUUAAUUGGAAUUAAAAAAAUAGAGAACAAUAAUUUUGGACUAAAAUAAUAAUUUAUAGUCCAAUAAUAUUACUUAGUUUUUUCUACUUAGAUUUCUAUUUCCUACAUUCUAUUUUUUUCUAUUCUUAUUUAUUUCUAAAUUUCUAAAUUGUGAACAAAGAAAUAGCUCUAUUCCAAUAAUUGUAAUAGCAUCGAUUUUUUUCCAUAUAAUUGUUUUUGUGAAAGAUUAAAAAAAAUUCACUUAUCAUAUAUUACAUAAACUGCGAUUACAAAUUGCCAUUAAUCGCGAUGACAUAUGAAUCAUCACUUGUAAAGAUUUCACGAUACCUGUUACAAAAGUAGUCGUCAUCUUAUUAGAUCCUAACUUAUUAUUUGUUACACCGUUUAGGCAUAUAUACAGAUACCAUUACUUUGAUUGACCCUUUUAUUGCACAAUUUAACGCUCAGAAUGUCACUCUGCAACGACAUUGGUAACACACAGCCCAGUUUAAUCAACGUGCUUCUUUGAUAUGCUUAACAAGCCUUUUCUUGAGCUUCGACGACAGGGGAGGACGCAAAAAAAAGUUCACGUAGCAAAAAACGCCGCGCUCGCUCGCCCGGACUCCCGAGUUCGCUCGUUCACUCGCCUGCCCGUCGUGAAUUCGUAAAUUCGCGGAGUAAGUUCGCGGAGCUGGGACCACCCUUCUCCGUUUCGAUGGCACUUCACCCCUUCCAGCUAGGUCUCGCUGGACCCUCUCCUUCUCCCUCCCCUCUCCCGCCGUUUUCUCGACGAUCCGCUUCGCCGUUCCAUCUCGAGGAGAGCGAGCUGAAAGUGGGAGGCCAGUAUCACCGCCCGCUCCACCCUGUUUCGUUCCUUUCCCCCCCUUUCCCCGUGCAGUCCCCGGCCACCGUUCCUAUGCCUCCCACCAUCGUCGUCUUCCGCGCGAGGAGCUUGGGUGCUCCCUUCCCCCCCGUCCCGACUAUAAUGAAAGAUAUUAACUACAAUUUUAUAUCGAAUUACCGCUGAAACACAUUUCAAAUUACUUGGGCGUAGCCGUGGCACAUAGCGGAGGCGCCGAGGUUGCUUCGGUCGGGAUUGGCGGGAUGCUUAACGCCGGCGAGCGGCAUUGGCCCGAGCGUGUCGGUAGUGGGGUGAACGGGAGGCGUGUCAGAAUCCCGAUAUGGCCGCCCAGGAACGAGCGGAGGUGCCUGCCGUUCUCAGUACAGGCAGACCAGUCGUGGCAACUCGAUGCACACGCACGUUUCGUGUGCACGACUACGUUCUCAAUCCUGGGCAGGCUUGAUUCUUUAUCCGGCGAGGAUCAGAUUGACCCGGAAUUGCAGGCUCGCGCACUGGAAGGUCGAUCGAGGAAUCUUCGCCGUGACGGAUAUUCAAUAUAGACAUCAAAAUUUGAUUCUCGGUUCUUUCCAAGUGAUCUGAAUGGCCUGACAACGCAGCAAAACGUGAACGACGAAUUAGGUGACAGUGCAACUCGAAGGAGAACAGUGCUGAUAGACUGUAACGAUAUACAUAUGUCGGUUCGAAAUCGGUGAACGUUUCAAAUGACGAAAGUCUCAUCGUGAGAGUGAUCAAUCCUGGCGUGACAAGCGACCGCGAUAAGCCGACUAAAUAUAGACUCUUGAAACGGACGUGAUCGAGAUAAACCAAUCGAGUGACAGUUUUUGGACUGAUCGGACCUUGAUUGAAGUGAUCGCUCGUGGUCGUUCAUCAGGCGCAAUUGAAAUCUGGAGGGGGGAAACUAGUUGUGGAGGGUGUGUGCUAAUGUUUAGAAAUUUAUCUUUUGAAGUAUCAUAUCUAUUUCAUGGCUAAACGACCGGUUGGCGAACAGUAGGAGGUCUCGAACUUGUUUCUUCGUAGGCGUGAUACACACCGAACACAUAAGCGAGUGCAAAAGUGAGAGGAGAAUGCGCCACACGAGAGUCUUAUAUAAAAAUAAUUAAUAAUUGAACGAGCAAAGAAAAGGAGAAAAAGAAAAGCGGAAAUGGCCGGCGGCUCCGCUCUUAUGCGCGGCAAUUAUGUUAAGUGGCCAAUUAGCAAUUAACCAGGGAGCCGAGCCGAGCGGCCCCUUAAUUGCGCCUGGGAAGAAGGUGGUGGCGGAGGUGGAGCGACCGAGUAAGCGGGAGGAAGUGUAAGGUGCACCGGCAUCGUGACGCAAAUAUCUGUCUCACGCGCCAUUUAUUCCAGAUUUUCUCGAAAAACUUUUGCCCCCCUUCGGUUCUCCAAAUCGCUCUCGGACGAGGUACUUUCAUGUUCUCGACGCGAACGUUCAUCGCGAAGGAGGUUUCCUGAAACCCUCUCGUCGAAAAAAUAAUCCCUCAACCGCGACGUGAUCUUAGAUUAAGCCGUCGAAUGAUGUCGGCGGACAACGCGUCAAUCGUACGUGCAAGAGAGGAAGAGUGAGAUCCAGAAACCAGAUCUAUCGAGGAUACAGUGCAGUGAAAUUGAAAUAGAGUGAGAGGGCACGAUCUCUUCCUGGGAUAGGCUACGUCGUCAUCGUCGGCAAGAUUCUGUCUCCCAGGUACCGGGCGAGUCCUGGGGUGGCGACAGAGGCACCUGCAGGUGCCCGUAGCCCGAACGAACCACCUGCGUCUACCGUGAUGACGGUCCAUCAUCAGCAGAACCACCACGUGGCCGCUCUCAGUGGCGUCGCCGUGGCCAAUAACGGUUUGAAUCUCAGCAGGAUGUCCGGCCUGGAGGCGCAUCGGCUGGAGAACAUCGUCGAUCGGAACGGCGUGGCGGUGGAACGUCUUUCGAACGGGCUCGACUCGCGGAGCAACAAUUUGAACAAUAACAACGGCCUGGAGAGGGGCGAUGCCUCGACGACGAUGCCGCAGAGAUCGAGGUUCAUGAUCACCGACAUUUUAGGCGGCGCGUCUAGCAAGAUGCACCAAUCGGGACUACCCAGCCAGGAGCCACCCGGAAGUCCACCCUCGACCCCGCGGGACCUCAGUGUCAGGCAUCAGUCCAGAACGUCCUUGAGCAACAGUAAUCUAGACGAGGACAGCGACGCCAGCCACCACGACGGCGCUUCCGUUACGUCCAAUGGUGGCAAAGAGGAUGAUCCUAAAAGCUCGUCCUCGAGUUCCUUGGGCUCGGCGCAGAGUAAGAAGCAACGUAAGGCGCGCACGGCUUUCACGGAUCACCAGCUUCAGACCCUCGAGAAGAGCUUCGAGCGGCAAAAGUACCUCAGCGUGCAGGACAGAAUGGAGCUGGCGGCGAAACUACAGCUGACGGACACGCAAGUGAAAACGUGGUACCAAAACAGAAGAACGAAAUGGAAGCGGCAAACGAUCGUGGGUUUCGAGAUCAUGGCCGAGAACAAUUUCGCCGUCGCCGCCUUCCAGCAUCUGUAUAGCGGCAGCACCGCGACCAUCCCCGCGCAUCCUGCCGCAGGACGCUACUGGCAGUAUCCCAGCGCGCACGCGUUACCCGCCAACGGAUUCUUCUAUCAGCCAUCAUCGGCGGCGGCGGCGGCGACUCUACAGAAACCGCUUCCCUAUCGCCUGUACCCGCCCAUGAUCCUGGCUGGGCCGAGUAAUCCCCUCGGAUCCUUGACCGCGAGCUCCAGUCUGUCGAGCCUCAGCAACUACUACAGAGACAGCCCGGAGAUGGCCGACGGACGGGAGUCCUCGAGGAAGAGGGACAGAAGCAAGAGUCCGGAAUCGAGGGACAGGUCGCCAACCAGGAAAUCGGCGAGAUUGUAUCCGCUGCAGAUGAUGCAGGCAGGCCCCAGCAAUCCUCUCGGCACCCUGACGACCACCAAUCUCCCCAACAUGAACAACUACUACAGAGGCAGUCCGGAAUUGAUGGAAGGGAGGGAGAGUCUGGACAGGUCGAGGAAGCAGGAGAGAAGCAGCAAGAGCCCGGACUCCAGGGACCGAUCACCCUUGAGGAAGGACGCCAGGUCUUAUCCCUCGACGAUGAUCCAGGCAGGUCCCAGCAACCCCCUCGGGCCCCUCGCGACCGGACCGAACCUGAACAAUUACUACAGAGACAGUCCGGAAAUAGUGGACGGGCGGGAAGGUAUGAACCGAACACGGCAACGCGACAGGAGUCAGAGCCAGGACAGAUCGCCCAUGCAGAGGGAGGACAGUCCUCGAAGUGUGAGGGCUGACAGCGACGAAGAGAGUAUACACGAUAUCUAGGACAUGGAGAUCCCCGGUACCGGCGGUGGCACGUCGGGAGUAUUGCACGAGGAAGAGGACGAGUAUGCCCUGCAGGAUAAUUAGGAAACGAGAUUGCCGUGUGAAAUGGAGUGAUUUUCUUACGCCGUUCACUUCGGGAUAAAUGGACGAACACGGGGCGAGCGAAGAGUUGACGACAGGAAAUGGCGGGAGGACCGCGUCGAGGGGAACGUGGACUUUCCGAAAAAUGCCCCCGUGUGAAUCGGGCAGCUAAAACGAAACGUGCAGGCGAGCUUGAAAGGACUGACAGAUACGAUAACUCAUUACGAGAAGCUGACACGGAUAAUUAAACGCAAAUUCACUUAGCUAGCAGUUAAUCAGUCAAUUCCGAAUGGGAUAACGAAGUCGCUCAACGUUCAGCGCGGCUCUAUUGCAUUAACAGUUUCGUAAAUAAAUAAAUCGAUUCUCCGACGAGGAGAACUGAAUCUGGGAGAUCGGUAACGUAUUUACGUAAUCCUGGGAGGAACAGGCUGUACAUAUAUCUUCGGGAACUUGCAUCGGUCUACGCAGCUAUUACGAAUACAAGCGAAGAAGCGAGUGCAGCCGACAACGAGACUGCCUGAAGAAGAGCUGUACAUCGAUGACGAGUGACUGGAAUAUUAUUUCGCGGUUAUUUUGAAAUCCGGAGAAAGUGGAGUUAAGGGGGGAUUAUUCGCGAAAUCUGAGACGAAGUCGGCGGAAUGAAAUGCGAGCGGAACGGCACGGCCGAUUUCGUGAGGUAGAACAGGAAGUGACAUAGCACGGGACGUCCGGGAUUUUGUAGAUAAUGAGAGCGAACAGGAAAUAUCGUGCGGUUAACCGAACUUCGUGAUUUGAGCGUUCAGUGAAUGGCGGGUUACGGUGAAACAAUAUAUUCAACGUUGAUACGAUCGGUCUGCGUGUAGAGAGAAAGAGAGAGAGAGAGAGAGAGGGAGAGAGAGAGAGCGGACAAAGGUAAAAAUCCCGAACGGGCUCAUCGAAACAUUACCCCCCUCGCGCGGAAACGAAUGGAGACUCAUUAUCACUCGUUCAUUGUCCAUUCAUUAUUUUAUUUUCCAUUCCUUCGCGCGGAGCGCGCAAUUGGUCCGUCGUUUGAGAGAUACUUGUUUUUCCAAUAUUUUUACAAUUUGCGGAACAAAAUCAUUUACGUUUAUGAGUUUUAUUUUGCUCACGAUUACCGGUAAUUACACCGCGAUAAUUAUUUGAUUUGAAUGUAUGUACGCACUGGUUAAUUUUAUUGCGAAUUUUAUUGCUCGCUUUAAUAUUUAUAAUUAAAUCUUCACCGCGAAACGUAACUGUGUGGUUCUUUUUUUAACAUCGGUCAGUUGGUUUCCUUGCAGGAUGUUACGCAAGAGUUUGUACAGGCGACUAAUAUUACAACUGUACCCGACAAAGGUAUUUUGCUGUGCCAAAAUCUCAAUUCUUUUAAUCUUAAAAUAUAAGUAGUUAGUUAAAAUUCUGUUCCCUCGCCACUAACGUCGAGAAUUAAGAGAACUCGCUUGUUCUGCAAAGAAACCAAUUAAAUAUUCGUGACCGCCGAACCUGGCUUUUCAAAAAUUUAUCACGCGCAUUCGGUUCAACGGAUCAACAUAGAUCCCCGUUAGCGACGGAACUACGUCGAUUAGAGAACCCGAUUGUUCAGUUUCAUGUGUCGAGGACGGUUUUACGGUCGCGCCAGGAAACGGGCCAAUCGCGGACGAAACGCGAAUAUACAAUUAAUAUGACAUUAGAGGGGACUUCUGGCCGCGGGGGAAGAAAUCUAAAAUGACACGAAAUUACACGCGGUCGCCACGAACGAAACAAAAAGAGAACGAUGCAGGAGGGGGAAGGGGGAGAGGGCGGCAUCGGGACGUCGAACGCGAUGAGUAGAGAGAACGAGAGGGGAGGUUUGACUAUUCAAAUAACUGGCGGUCUCGUGUCUCGGUCGAGAUGAAACCGGCACUUUGCCCGGUCGUUCUUGCCCGGGCAGGACGAGCGAGCCGUAGGCUUAAUUAAUAUCGACGAGAUCUAAGUGACGGUGACGAUUCCCGAAAAUUGCACGACAGUGGCGACCGGUAAUUUGCGAGCGCAACGUGGGCGGACUCGAGUAUUCUCUUUCUUUUUCCUAGGGGGGGGGGGGGGGGAAAGAUCGCUGUAAGUUAAAUCGCGAAUUGCGCGCGGCGGAGGAAGACCUCCUCGUCAUACCGUCGUCGUUACGAGUCCUUGUUUAUUCGUUAAACGGCACGGUGAUACGCGAUUCACGCGAUAAACGACGAUGACGAUGCGACAUUUGCGUCAAACGAUGAUUACACGUUUCCCCUCGCGAAACAAUUGCGCGAAACGUUUCCAUACUCCUAAAGGCCGGGAUUAUACCGAAUCUUGAAAAUUGCUGAGAUUUUCUAGAAACUACGAUGGACACGAACCGAUUACACGCUAACGAGCGGAGAACUCGGUGUCUGAGAGAGCGCAAGCUACCUAAUUAGAUGACAAAUCUCGCGUCGAUCAACGGAUUAAAGUCCGUCUGAGUUUCUGAAGUUGGAAGAGCGUUGGAAUAUUCCUCGUGAUACCUUAGCUCUUUUUUUUUUUGUUUUACCGAUCGAACGUUUUCGUCCGCGAAAUUCUCGUUCGGCACGGAGCUGCGCGAUUGUCCGUAACUUCGGUCUCGCAAAGACGAGCUGCGCUCCAUCCAACCUUGUAAAUACUUCGAAUGUACCACGUCCUCUUAUGAGGACGGAGAUACGAAAGCUGUAAAUAUGCGAAGACGAGGGGGGGAGGGGGAGGGGGAUCGGGUACGCGCGAGGACGUGAGGACGUAAUAAGUCCGCGAGGACUCGAGAGCCAACGUACCGUGAGAUACGAGAUGUUUCAAAGUAUUUUUCAGAUUUCAGUAUACGUAGCGGAAUCCCGGGGCGCGUUCUCGAGAGAUCGAGCGUCUCGCGGAGACGCGGACUCUUCUUCCCCGGGGGUUUUUUUUUCCUUCUUCCCCGCCGGCGGCGAGAGCGCGACGACGACGACGACGUCUCGAUGUCUCGACGACGCGGCACGCGGCGCGUUUCGAGAUAAGGACAUUACCAGUAUUAUGAAUGUAUAAAAUUAGGCUGUACAAGACGCGCGCGCGCGUUUCAAGUAGUUAAGUAACGCAGCAAGAAGUACUUAGAGUAAUAUGGAAACCAUGCUUUGUAAAAUAAUGUCUGUAUAGCGAGAAUUAUUAUAUUAUAUGGAAAAUAUAUUAUACUGAAUUUAAAA